This is a messenger RNA of Myripristis murdjan (pinecone soldierfish), 2330 nucleotides long. It is a transcript of the gene lrrc74a, whose product is annotated as leucine rich repeat containing 74A. The transcript is spliced from 14 exons. NCBI's taxonomy places the organism in Eukaryota, Metazoa, Chordata, Actinopteri, Holocentriformes, Holocentridae. The coding region runs from base 514 to 2229 and encodes 571 amino acids. The record is from RefSeq and is a predicted model, not a curated record. Gene Ontology annotation, molecular function: protein binding; calcium ion binding.
AUGAGGCAUAUAUAAUAUUGGCUAUGUGUUAACUUACCAUUUUCACAAGGGGAGCGUUUUAAUUCAGAUUGAGCAACAACUUACAUAUGCAAGCAAUAAAAGAUCGACGACCGCUCUAAAGCCAGUACAAUCCGAAAUGGUCAGCAGCUAAAAAAUAGCAGCCCUGCUAGCCACUGACUCCAGAGCAGCUGUUCAGAGGAGUUCAGGAUGUAAAGUCGCCCAACGUGGCUCACCUGACUCCCAACACCUUACAACACUCUUGCAUUGCCCAAUAACAGCGCAGCGAGCUUUACCUGAGGGUCGGCGUGCAAAAUACCGGGAUAAUGGGAUGAUGAUUGCCCCUCCCCAACACAAAAGGCAGACCCGGAGGAUGAGUUUGACACAGACCUGGAAGCUGAUGAAAAAGAGGAGAGCAACAAGGAGACAUCCACCGCUGAAGUGUACCUGCAAGCCUGCAAACUGGUGGGCGUGGUGCCUGUCUCUUACUUCAUCCGAAACCUAGGUGCCCCCACCAUGAGCCUCAGCCACCAUGGGCUAGGACCUCUGGGGGGCAAGGCACUCGCCAUUGCAUUGGUGUCUGAUAUGCACAUCAACACCCUGGAACUGGCAGACAAUUACCUUCUAGCUGAGGGAGCCAAAUACAUUGUAGAGAUGUUGAGGGCUAAUUUCUCCAUUCAGUACCUGGAUUUGUCCAGCAAUCAUCUGCAGUCUGCAGGGGCAGAAUAUAUGGCUAAAAUGUUGCGCGAGAACAUUUCAAUAAAAUCUCUUAAACUUUCAGGAAAUGGAUUCACUGAGGACGAUGCUAAAUUCUUUGCUGACGCCUUAGCAAGCAAUGACAGAAUAAAAGAACUUGACCUGAGCCACAAUGAGUUCUGUGGAAGAGGAGGAGAGCAUCUGGGACAGAUGUUGGCAAACAAUGAAGGUCUGGAGGCGCUGGACCUAAGCUGGAAUCAUCUUAGAAUGAAAGGGGCUGUGGCGUUUUGUGCCGGGCUCAAGGUGAAUAUGACCUUGAAACACCUGGACUUAUCAUGGAAUGGUUUUGGGAAUGAGGGAGCACUGGCCCUGGGAGAGGCCCUGAAAUUCAAUAACACUCUGGUGCACCUUGACCUCUGCAACAACCGCAUCACCAAUGAGGGCGUGGGCAUGCUCUGCAGGGGUCUAGAGGCCAAUGACACGCUCCGAGUCCUGCUGCUGGCAUACAACUCUUUAACAGUAGAGGGAGCUCUGGCCCUGGUUAAUGUGGUGAAGAACACACCUAAAAGUGCUUUGGAGGAAAUCAACAUAUGCAAUGUGCUGGUGAAUGAGAACUUUGUGCAGCUGCUGGAGCUGACAUGUCAAGAGCAUCCCAGCCUGGAGGUACAGUACGGAGGGGUGGGAGGCUUCAUCGCUAAGAAACCACUAAAACGCCCCGAUCCAAUGAAAGUCAUCCAGGAUUAUCUGGAUCAACGCAAGCUCCGCCUGUGGGAUUUCUUUCGGAACAUUGAUAAAGACGGCACCAUGCGAGUCCCUGUCGCUGACUUCAGGAAGGCGGUGCAGCAAUCCAGCAUUCCCUUGGAUCGAUACUUGAUUGAAGAGCUGAUUCAGAGACUGGAUCGUGAUAGGACAGGAAUGGUAGACUACAGGGGACUGGCAGACACGAGGAAACAGAUGAUGAGGGAUCACCGCCGCCAGCUGCGGAAGGUCGAGUCACGUCAGAAGAAGGAGAAACAGAAGAGCGAGCGCAUCCUCAAGACCUUCCAGAGUGCCGUGGAGGCAGUUACGCCCCACAGCUCCAUGGUCAUUUCCCCCGGGGGUGCCAAAGAGGACUCGAGUGGCCCGCAGCACUUCUCUGCCACCCCUCUCAGUUCCUGGCACCACAUUGUCAUGUCCAAUAGUAGUCGCUACUCUGUCACCAACAUGAGCAGUGAGCAUGUCCACCUGCCCAUGCUCGGAGGAAUGUCUCACCAGCGCCCCCCCAGCUCCCCAGCCAUGCGCUCUUACUCUCAACCUAACCUGCUGGAUGACUCGCCCCGCUCUGCUCCUGGGAAGCCCAUCUCUGCCCAGGGUAUACACUCUGAUCCAGAGGUGGACCACAGCAAACUGAGCCCCACUAACCACCUGACCAGGUCCAGGCCUGCUCUUAAUGCCAAGCAGCCAGUGGCUAAAGCUAAAACCAACAAAGGCAAGAAAAAGAAAAGUAAAAAACAUAAGGAUAAAGAUGCACAGAAUCCUGCACAAACUAUCAAGUGACUGAGCUUGAACUCUAACACAAUGCUUGUACUGUUAUGAUUCUGUCUGACUAAAAAUGUUGGCAACCUCUUAACACAAUUGCUUAAUAAAUAUUAGAGAAA